AUGGAUUCUAAAAUAGGGAAAACGUUUAAAUUAACAAAGAAAUUAGGAAGCGGAGCAUUCGGAGAAAUAUUUCAUGGAAUCAAUCUUAAAAAUAAUAUAGAGGUCGCCAUAAAAUUAGAGCCCAUAAGCGCCAAACAUCCUCAACUAUACUAUGAAGCGAAACUCUAUUAACAUCUCAGUUAGGACAAUGCUGCUGUAGAAAAAGGGAUUCCCCAGGUCUAUUAUUGCUCAACUGAGGGGGAUUAUAAUAUUAUGGUGAUGGAUUUAUUGGGACCCUCUCUUGAAGAGUUGCUCACACAAUGUCAAAGAAAGUUCUCCUUGAAGACUGUGCUCAUGUUGGUUGAUUAGAUGAUAACCAGAGUGGAAUUCAUUCACUCAAAGGAUUUUCUACAUAGAGAUAUUAAGCCUGAUAAUUUCUUGAUGGGAUUGGGGAAAAGGGCACAGACCUUAUUUAUGAUUGAUUUUGGGCUAGCUAAACGAUUUAUUACAAGGGAUGGGUCUCACAUUCCGUAUAGGGAGAAAAAGAAUUUGACAGGCACUGCAAGGUACGCAUCCAUCAAUACUCAUCUUGGAUUAGAACAAAGUAGAAGGGAUGAUUUGGAAAGCAUUGGAUAUGUUUUAAUAUAUUUCUUGAAAGGGACGUUGCCUUGGCAGAAUUUAAAAAAUAAUAACAAAAAGGACAAGUAUGAAAGGAUCAUGGAAUCGAAGAUAGCCACUAGUAUUGAAUUGCUAUGUGCAGGGACUCCAAUAGAAUUCUAAUAAUAUCUCAAAUAUUGUAGAAAUUUGUAGUUUACAGACAAACCAGAUUAUGAUUAUUGUAGACAACUCUUUCGAGAUCUAUUUCAAAAGCAACGAUUCGUAAUGGAUUAUCAAUAUGAUUGGACUUAGAAAAGAAUCGAGCAAAACAAUUCACAAUAAUAGACAAUCCAAUAAUGA
Paramecium tetraurelia is the source of this 936-nucleotide messenger RNA. RefSeq lists its product as uncharacterized. Gene Ontology annotation, molecular function: protein serine/threonine kinase activity; ATP binding. The record is from RefSeq and is a predicted model, not a curated record. NCBI's taxonomy places the organism in Eukaryota, Ciliophora, Oligohymenophorea, Peniculida, Parameciidae. The transcript is spliced from 2 exons. Gene Ontology annotation, biological process: endocytosis; peptidyl-serine phosphorylation; signal transduction. Gene Ontology annotation, cellular component: cytoplasm; nucleus.